AUGACGAAACCAAUAAUACUCGGAAUUGCUGGAGGAACUGGAGCAGGGAAAACCACACUUGCAAAAGCAGUCUUUCGAGCUGUUGGAGGAUCCAAAAAUGCGGUCUAUUUGACUCACGAUCACUAUUACCGAGACAUUUCUCAUAAGACGAUGGAGGAGCGCUCGAAGACAAACUUUGAUCAUCCGGAUAGCUUGGAGACUGACAUGCUGGUAAAGCAUGUGCAACAGUUGAAGAGGGGACACACUGCCGAAUUGCCAAAUUAUGAUUUUUCGACCCACUGUCGAACAGCUGUGAAGACUCUUGUUCAUCCAAAAAGCGUCAUCAUUGUGGAAGGUAUUCUUUUGUUCACAAGUUUAGAGCUGUGCAAUGAAAUGGACAUGAAAAUUUUUGUGGAUGCUGACAAUGAUACCAGAGUGCUAAGACGGAUAGGUCGUGAUACUGUUGAACGGGGUAGAACACUGGAAUCCAUCAUGACUCAAUAUACGCGGCAUGUGAAACCGAUGCAUGGACAGUGGGUGGAACCAUCGAAAACAAGAGCUGAUAUCAUUGUGAAUUCGGAAACAGGACACAGCUUAGAUAUUGCCAUAAAAAUGAUAUCCGAUCACCUUCUGGUGGCAAGUGGAAUCUUGAGGAAUGAUACUGCCAAGGGUGAAGAUAAUGAGCAAAAUGAAGCAAAGGACGCCAUCGAGUAA
Cylindrotheca closterium is the source of this 693-nucleotide messenger RNA. Lineage: Eukaryota; Bacillariophyta; Bacillariophyceae; Bacillariales; Bacillariaceae. The record is from the annotation of a GenBank genome assembly.